CCCGCUCAUCCUCACCCACCGACAGAACCAUCAACCAGAAACACCAUGACCGAAUCAUCCUUCGGAAAUAACAUUCCCCCCUACACCCCCAUGAAAUCCCUCGGCCAUGAGCUCGGCACCUUGUUCGGCUUCCUGGCCGCGUGCUUUGUCGUGAUGGGCGUGUAUGUUUAUGUCUGGAGGGCUGUGGAACACCGUGAAGCCCACCGCGAAAAACUCCGCCACCAAAUGCUCGAAUCCCGAUGCGUGGACCCGCACAUCCACGAACAACGCCUCCACCCGGACUACCAACCCAUGGGCACCUCAACGACCAUCACCGCGGGUUCGACAACAAGCGCCACGCCAUUCGCGCCGGCUGGGAGCGGUAGCGUCCGUGGCUUUGGUCCCGGUAGUGUUGGUGGUAGCGUUCGCGGGUUUGGCAGCGGCGGCGGCAGCGGCGGCGGCGGUGGUGGUGGUGGUGGUGGUGGUGGUGGUGGUGGAAGCCGAUACGGCGGCGAUUAUCGUGGCGGAACGUCUACGCCGACGACCGCUGCGUCGGGCUCGGGGAUUGGGAUUGAGAAGCGGGCGGAGGUGGAUAGGUAUCAGGCUCAGGGUCAGGGCCAGCGGGAGGAUGGAGAGAAGGAUAAGGGGCGGAAGAUGGGGGGGAGUCGGGGGGGUGGUCUGGGGAGUUUUGGGAAGGGAUGUGGGUGGGAGUGGGAGUGGCAAUGGGAAGGCGAGGAAGGGGGCUGA
Messenger RNA from Aspergillus saccharolyticus JOP 1030-1, 726 nucleotides. RefSeq lists its product as uncharacterized. Lineage: Eukaryota; Fungi; Ascomycota; Eurotiomycetes; Eurotiales; Aspergillaceae. The transcript is spliced from 3 exons. The record is from RefSeq and is a predicted model, not a curated record. The coding region runs from base 46 to 726 and encodes 226 amino acids.